GCCGCGAUGGGCGGGAAGCGAUGUUGAUGCGUCUGCUCAACUAACGAUUUAAUGGCAUUUACUUCAGGAGUUAUCACCUAUUUGAUCUCGUCUAGUCAGUAGAUGAGCUCACCGUGUGUGUGAGAGUGUGCUUCGGUGUGUCCUCUCAGGUGGGAUUAUCCGGCUGGGAGACCGGUGUGUAGUCAGAAUGAGAGGAGCGUGGAUAAAACGGCUGUUGUUCUUAGUGGGAGCUAUGGGGGUCAUGCUGUACUUUGGCAUCUUUCUGAAGAAUGGACACCAACAUAGCGUGGAGACUGAUAAAGAGAUGGACACACCGCGUAUGAAGACCUCGUCCGACCUGGAGGAAAGCAUCAGCGAUCUAAACAAAGUACUCAGAAGUUUUGAGAAAAAGCAGGAUAUCAUGCAGAAAAUAUUGGUAGAGGACAAAGAAAACCAAAGAAAAUCAGCAGAGGUCCAGCAGCCAGCAGGCCAAAAGCAAUCAGAGAAGCAGAACAAAGACAAUGAAAAUAUCCAACCACAAAAUGAAGCACCUCAGAUGGGAAAAUCUGAACAACUGUUCCCUAACUCGGCCUUGUUCAAGGAGUGGGGAGCAAAUCUCUCUGAGGAUGACCAAAGAGAGGCUCAGAGCCUGUAUGAGAAGUAUGGGUACAAUGUUUUUCUGAGCGACCGCCUCCCUCUGGAUCGACCUCUCCCAGAUACCAGAGAUCCUCGGUGUUUGAAAAAGAGUUACCCCAAGGACCUGCCAAAUCUCAGUGUGGUGCUCAUCUACCUGGAUGAAGCCCUGUCUGUUCUCCAAAGAGCCCUGCGCAGCAUCAUCGACCGCACUCCUAAAAACCUGCUGAAGGAGAUAAUAAUGGUGGAUGACAAUAGUUCUAAUGAAAAUCUGAAGGGUGACCUUGACAUGUAUGUGAAGUUGCUUGAGCAGGAGAACCCUAAUCUCCGUAUUGUGAGAGUGAGGCACAGCGAGCAGAGAGGUCUCGCUUCGGCCAGAGUAUCCGGGUGGAGGGCUGCUACUGCUGACGUGGUGGCCAUCCUGGAUGCACACAUCGAAGUCCAUGAGAUGUGGGCUGAACCUCUGCUGACACAGAUUAAAGCUGACAGAACUGUGGUGGUUUCCCCGGUGUUUGAUAGAGUCAACUUCAAUGAUCUCAAGGUUACUACAUAUCAUCCAAAUGCACAUGCCUUCGACUGGGCUCUGUGGUGCAUGUAUGAGAGUUUUACACCUGAGUAUUACAAACUUAAUGACGGUUCACUGCCUGGCAAGAGUCCAUCUGUCAUGGGGAUCAUGGUUGCUGAUAGAAAGUUUCUGGGGGAAAUUGGAGUCCUUGAUGAAGGAAUGAAAGUGUAUGGUGGAGAAAAUGUUGAGCUGGGAAUUCGUGUAUGGACAUGUGGAGGCAGCAUUGAAGUUGUUCCAUGUUCCAAGAUCGCCCACAUCGAGAGGGCCCACAAGCCCUACAUGCCUGACCUGAGUUCUGCCAUGAAGAGAAAUGCCCUCAGAGUUGCAGAGAUCUGGAUGGAUGAAUACAAGCACAAUGUUAACUUGGCUUGGAACAUCCCAUUUGAGAAUCAUGGAAUUGACAUAGGCGACAUUUCAGAGAGGAAGAAACUCAGAGAAAGGCUGAACUGUAAACCUUUCAAAUGGUACCUGGAUAAUGUGUAUCCAAAGCUGGACCCCUGGGACGACCUACUCGCAUAUGGAGGAAUGAAAAACCUUGAUGCUGACAUGUGCAUAGACCAAGGUCCAGUACCAGGUCACACACCGAUUGCCUACAAUUGCUACUACUACGGACCUCAGUUCACAUAUUAUCGUGGAACGGGUGAGCUCUACAUUGGUGGCAUCAAGUCACAUAAGUACAAUGACAACCGAUGUUUAGCUGACACAGGCACCAAAGAAACUGAGCCUGGCCUGUACAACUGUAAAGAGGCUAUGCAGAAAGGAAUGGGGAUAUACUGGGACUUCACUCAGGGAAAAGAACUGAAGAACAGACAAACAAAGAGAUGCCUGGAAAUUAUAAACAAGAAGCUUCUAAUACAGGAAUGUACAGGUCAAAGAUGGACAAUUCAACACAUAAUCAAACCCUUUUAAAGUGUGUUUGAGCUCUGCUCAUAGGGCCGUGGAUAAGUUACACCUGGGUGCUCUAUUGAGGACAUUUACACAUGUACUUUUUGUUCCAAUAUUUUUAAUGUAAGUAAGUAAGUAAAAUUUUAUUUAUAUAGCACCUUUCAAGAUAAAAAUCACAAAGUGCUUUACAGAGGCAGAAAACAGACAUUAAAAUCCAAAACAAAACAAAAUUAACCAAAAGCGAGUUUAAACAGAUACGUUUUUAACUGCUUUUUAAAAGACAUGACUGAGUCCACAGUCCACAAAGGGAGCGAGUUCCAGAGUCUGGGAGCCACUGAUACAAACGCUCUGUCACCUUUUGUUUUUAACCUUGUAUGCGGGACAACCAGCAACCCCUGAUCACAAGACCUCGGGGACCUGCUGGGGUGAUAAGAAAGAAGAAGAUCACUUAAGUAAGUUGGAGCUACACUGUGCAGGGCCCUAUAAGUCAUGAUUAUGAUCUUAAAUUGGACCCUGAACUUGACAGGGAGCCAAUGCAGCUGAAUCAGGAGGGGAGUGGCAUGGGAGUGUUUGUGAUGCUUUGUCAGAAGCCUAGCAGCAGCGUUCUGAACGCCCCGCAGUCGUUCCAGGGAGGCAUUACUUAAGCAAGUAAACAAGGAAUUACAAUAGUCUAAGUGGGAUGAAACAAAAGCAUGAAUAAUCAUUUCCAAUUCGGAACGUGACACAAUAGGGCUCAGCUUAGCGAUAUUUCUUAAAUGGUAAAAACAAGAGCGAACCAAAGAUUUAACGUGUGUGUCCAGCGUCAGAGCUGAAUCAAAUGUAACACCAAGGUUCCUAAUGGAUGAUUUAAUAUAAGAAGCAAGAGGGCCUAGAUUUUUAACCACGAGGGUGUGUGUUUAUUAAAGUUUGUUAAGGGCAAGAUAUUUGAAUAAAUACACUAAAUUUUAAAUAAGGUUUUGUAUCAGAGAUUUUCAGUCUACAGUAGCACAACAAACUUUGAGUCUUUCUCAACAUUUGAAACAAAGUUACACAAUUGUGAAAUCCUGGUAGGGUGUUGCCAGGUAUCUAUGCCUGUACAAGAGUUGACAUGAAUUGCACUGCAUUUGUCUACAACACACUGUACAGCAAAUCCAUCUUCAUAUAUUCUGUCCCAGUAAAACUCAUGCUUGGAAAUUGCGGUUUUAAAAUGUUGCUUUACUUAUUAAGUUUCAGCUACAUUUGGGACCAUAAAAUAAUAUUUUUUAAUUAUUUGAUUUAAUUACACAUUUGCUCUGUCUGUUACAAGUUUGAAGGAGUUUGGUUUCCAGUAUUUAAACAGGUAUUACCAUUGCAACAUUUAUCAUUUACAGUCGCUCUUUUGUUCUAGUGGGUUGCUAAAAGAUUUUCAAAUGUAUUUUUUAUGUCUGUUAUGUUAUGAAUAACAAAUAAAUUAACGACCA
Molecule: messenger RNA, 3501 nt
Organism: Oreochromis niloticus (Nile tilapia)
Lineage: Eukaryota; Metazoa; Chordata; Actinopteri; Cichliformes; Cichlidae
Product: probable polypeptide N-acetylgalactosaminyltransferase 8
Exons: 11
Coding region: 188-2086 (632 amino acids)
Biological process (GO): protein O-linked glycosylation
Cellular component (GO): Golgi apparatus
Molecular function (GO): polypeptide N-acetylgalactosaminyltransferase activity
Source: RefSeq, a predicted model, not a curated record